Messenger RNA from Bufo bufo (common toad), 507 nucleotides. It is a transcript of the gene TAF13, whose product is annotated as TATA-box binding protein associated factor 13. Gene Ontology annotation, biological process: transcription by RNA polymerase II. Gene Ontology annotation, cellular component: transcription factor TFIID complex. The record is from RefSeq and is a predicted model, not a curated record. The transcript has 4 exons. Gene Ontology annotation, molecular function: protein heterodimerization activity. Lineage: Eukaryota; Metazoa; Chordata; Amphibia; Anura; Bufonidae. Bases 12 to 386 code for a protein of 124 amino acids.
GAGACUGCAAGAUGGCGGAUGAGGAUGACGACCAGACGUUUGAGGAGGAGAACGAGGAUCAGGCAGGCGGCGCGGAAGGCGGCCCCGGGCGCAGGAAACGCCUCUUCUCUAAAGAGCUCCGCUGCAUGAUGUACGGCUUCGGGGAUGAUCAGAACCCGUAUACAGAAUCGGUGGACAUCCUGGAAGACCUUGUGAUCGAGUUCGUCACAGAGAUGACUCAUAAGGCCAUGUCCAUUGGGCGCCAGGGCCGGGUCCAGGUGGAGGACAUCGUGUUCCUGAUCCGGAAGGACCCUCGCAAGUUUGCCAGAGUGAAGGACCUGCUGACCAUGAAUGAGGAGCUGAAGAGAGCCAGGAAGGCCUUCGACGAGGCCAACUAUGGCUCCUAGUGACCCCGGGCCCUGCCUGUAUGGGGGGAGGGGGAAGGGGGGUCGUCAUUGUGGCUACAAAGUGAUUUUAAAUUAUUUUUUUUAUUCAAUCUUUCUGUAAAAACAAUAAACCUUUUUCUAU